AGCGGCAGCAGAUGGAGCUGAGCACGCAGCUCUGCCGCGCCAUCCUGAAGUGAGUGGAGCCGGCGUCUGCUGGUAGACUUGCACAGCUGACGGCCUCCUGCAGGAUCGACGACGUGAUUGAGCAGCACAAUGUCGAGUAGGGGGUCUGGCAGGGGACGCAAAAAUGACUGGGCGGCGAAGCGCAAUAGAGAGCCCUUUGCACUUUGCGCCUGCGUUUGGGGAGCGGCGGGCCGCUAAGCAGCAUCGUAUCGCCAUGACUGGUGUGCGAAGCAGUGUGAGCGCACGAGGCGCUCAGGCAUCUGAUCGUGGCCGCAAGCCACGAGGAGCAGCCCGGGAGGCGAGUCACAGAAGAGUCGUGACGGCCACCGAGCGGCCGUGCAGCGCUGCGCUCCAAGCCACCGGCCCUCGGACCGGCCGGUCCGGCGGCUUUGCGGGGGCUGCCGCAACGCCGCCAGCGCCGACGCAGACCGCAUGUCUUCUCGUUGCCGUCCUCCUCAGCGUCGGAGAGCAGUCCAUGGCGGAGUUCGACAGCUCGCGGGCGUGCGCACGUCGGAGCGUGCAUGCAUGCUGCAUGCGCGCCUUCGCCUCCAUCCCGGGCCGCCACGAGCCCCCAGACUUGGAAGUUUGCAGGGCCAGGCGGCUUUAUGCGGGCGCUCACUCUUGCCAGAAGGCAUGGAACGUGGACCAUAUCUGCAGCUAGAGCCACGGAGGGCGCCGGGUUUGCGAUCAU
Messenger RNA from Tilletiopsis washingtonensis, 730 nucleotides. RefSeq lists its product as hypothetical. NCBI's taxonomy places the organism in Eukaryota, Fungi, Basidiomycota, Exobasidiomycetes, Entylomatales. Bases 164 to 700 code for a protein of 178 amino acids. The record is from RefSeq and is a predicted model, not a curated record. The transcript has a single exon.